Messenger RNA from Myotis brandtii (Brandt's bat), 1217 nucleotides. It is a transcript of the gene CMSS1, whose product is annotated as cms1 ribosomal small subunit homolog (yeast). The coding region runs from base 170 to 1009 and encodes 279 amino acids. The transcript has 10 exons. Gene Ontology annotation, cellular component: nucleus; 90S preribosome. The record is from RefSeq and is a predicted model, not a curated record. Lineage: Eukaryota; Metazoa; Chordata; Mammalia; Chiroptera; Vespertilionidae.
CCUGGGAGGCGGGACGGAGGUUCUGACGCCAUCGCUGCGGGGCGGAGGCGACGCGGUCUGAGGAGAGGCUCUUCGUGCUGCUUCUUCGGACCCCUGGCUGCGCGACAGCGAGUCUCUGCCUCCGUAAGUUUUUCCCUCGUGGUCCGCCCACGGAGAGCCCCGCGUGGAGAUGGCAGACGAUCUUGGAGACGACUGGUGGGAGAACCAGCCGGCAGGAGCCGCCAGCAGCCCAGAAGCAUCAGAUGGUGAAGGAGGGGGAGACGUAGAAAUGAUGCAACAAGAGACAGCUCCAGUUCCUGUCCCGUCGAAGAAAACCAAACAGCCUAUGGAAUGUUUCUUGGUACAACCAAAGGAAACAAAAGAAGAUGCCACCAAGACCAGGAAGAGGAGAAAGAAGAAAAUUACUGACAUUCUUGCAAAAUCAGAGCCAAAACCUGGGACACCUGAAGACCUGCAGAAACUGAUGAAGGACUAUUACAGCAGCAGUCGCUCAGUGAUUGAAUUAGAAGAACUGAAGCUACCAGACUCCUGUUUCCUCAAGGCCAACGAUUUGACUCAUAGUCUUUCAUCAUACCUAAAAGAAAUCUGCCCUAAGUGGGUAAAACUUCGGAAAAACCAUACAGAGAAGAAGUCAGUCCUAAUGCUGAUCAUCUGCAGCUCUGCCAUCCGAGCCCUGGAGCUCAUUAGGUCAAUGACAGCGUUCAGAGGAGACAGCAAAGUUAUGAAAUUAUUUGCAAAACACAUAAAGGUCCAGGAGCAGGUAAAGUUGCUGGAGAAGCGUGCCGUGCACCUGGGUGUAGGAACUCCAGGGAGGAUUAAAGAACUCGUUAAACAAGGUGGCCUUAAUUUGAACCCCUUAAAGUUUCUGGUUUUUGACUGGAAUUGGAGAGAUCAGAAGUUGAGGAGGAUGAUGGACAUUCCCGAGAUAAAAAAGGAAGUUUUUGAACUUCUGGAAAUGGGAGUCCUCAGUCUGUGCAAGUCGGAAUCCUUGAAGCUGGGCCUCUUCUAAUCUGUGUCCCAGUGAAGAUCCCAGGGUUCACGGUGGGAUUUGCCUCUUGUUCAAUGGCUCAGACACACUGCAGACACUCAGUACAAAUCAGCUGCUGUUUUAUUGCAUUAGCCGCAUCACCAGGUAGACCCCUGGGAAUGUGUGAUCAACAUGAAUCUGUCCUUUGCCAACCCCUUGUAUAAUAAAAUAUUGCCAGCUUGUUCUUCUC